Molecule: messenger RNA, 1797 nt
Organism: Pogoniulus pusillus (Red-fronted tinkerbird)
Lineage: Eukaryota; Metazoa; Chordata; Aves; Piciformes; Lybiidae
Gene: RAB34
Product: RAB34, member RAS oncogene family
Exons: 9
Coding region: 481-1539 (352 amino acids)
Biological process (GO): phagosome-lysosome fusion; Golgi to plasma membrane protein transport
Cellular component (GO): phagocytic vesicle; Golgi cisterna
Molecular function (GO): GTPase activity; GTP binding
Source: RefSeq, a predicted model, not a curated record
GGGAUGUGCAUGGGGGACAUGCAAUGUUGGAGGGACAUGAGGGCAGGCACCGACGGGGAUAUAAGGACUGGCGGCGUGCGGGGAUUGCUGUAUAACUGCGAUGCCACACUUGGGAUGUGGGGAGAGAUAGGACAUGGGGACAGUGGUACCCCCUUGCGCUGAAACUGGGAAUGGGACGUGGGGACAGCGGUACCCUGGUGUGCAGGGACGUGAGGAUGGGACGUGGGAAUGGUUGGGACAUAAAGACAGCGGUACCUUGGGAUGGCGCACUUGGGAUGUGGGAAUGGACGAGACAAGAGGAUAGCCACGCACAGGGAUGUAGCGAUGGCCGGGACACAGGGACAGCUGAGGCAUGGGGAUAGCUGCACUCCAAGACGUGGGGACAGCAUACUCGGGGAUCUUAGGGUGGCUGGCACACAGGGACAGACAAACUUGGGGUUGUGGGAAUAGGCAGGGCAUGGAGACAACCAUGUCCUGGGCAUGUGGAGAUGCAAUUCGGAUAAAGGAACAGCUCUGCCUGGGGACACGGGGGCAGCCAUAUUCUGGGGGUACCGUGCAUGGGGAACAGGGGGUCUGCUGGGAUGUGGGGCCAUCACUGCUCCCUGCUCCCUCUCUUCCCAGGCCUCGUGGUGGCCCUUGACCCGUCCGUGUUCCCUGUGCCCACCCAGCCUGCCCCGGCGGCCCCACGGGACCAUGAACAUGCUGGCUCCAGUCCGCAGGGACAGGGUCAUUUCCGACCUGCCACUGUGUUUUCGGAAGGAGGCCGCCCUGCACACCCGCCCCGCCUUCCACCCCACGGUUGCCAGCGCCUGCCAGGAGCAGCGGACGGGCACCGUGGGGUUCAAGAUCUCCAAGAUCAUCGUGGUGGGGGACCUCUCGGUGGGGAAGACCUGCCUGAUCAACCGCUUUUGCAAAGACACCUUCGACAAGAACUACAAGGCAACCAUUGGGGUGGAUUUUGAGAUGGAGCGCUUCGAGGUGCUGGGGGUGCCCUUCAGCCUCCAGCUGUGGGACACAGCUGGCCAGGAGCGCUUCAAGUGCAUCGCCUCCACCUACUACCGGGGAGCACAAGGUGAGGUCCUGACUGCCUCCUGCCACACCGUGCCUGUCCCCGUCUCAUGCGUCUUUCUCUCCCCAGCUAUUGUCAUCGUCUUUGAUGUCAACGAUGUGACAUCUCUGGAGCACACACGGCAGUGGCUGGCUGAUGCCCUAAAGGAGAACGACCCAUCCAACGUGAUCCUAUUCUUGGUGGGGUCCAAGAAGGACCUGAGUACGCCGGCACAAUACAGCCUGAUAGAGAAAGAUGCUCUGAAGGUGGCCCAGGAGAUGCAGGCAGAGUACUGGGCUGUCUCCUCACUCACUGGGGAGAACGUGCGGGAUUUCUUUUUCCGUGUGGCGGCGCUGACCUUCGAGAGCAGUGUGCUGGCCGAGCUGGAGCGCAGCAGCACUCGCAAGAUCGGCGACACCGUGCGGAUCAGCAGCAACGAGAGCGACCUGUACCUGUCGGCACCCCGCAAGAAACCUAAGUGCUGUCAGUGAGGGGGGCAGCCCCUGGCCCACCCCCAUGCUCACACCUCUGGACCAAAGAGGAGCGGCCCGGGCCGGCCCCGAGGAGCCGUCCCUGCUGUCCCCCAGCCCUCCCGGCCUCUCACCUGCCCAGAGACCCAUGGCUGGGGUAGGCAGGAGCGCCCAUGCUGCUCCCUUAGCUAUGCAAACCCAGGUACUGCUCACAGGGGGUGAUGCCCCCAGGCUCCCAUUUGUCUUAAUAAAACCUUUUUUUUAAUGCUUUUUAAGAAA